GCCCGAUCCGAUUGAAGCUCGUGAAAGUCGCUUUUUGGAGGUUCAUCUGGUACCUACCACAAUGGGUAUCAGAUGCGCUUUUACUUUUAGUGAUCAGGUACCGCCGAGAAAGCUUGGAGCGGUUCCUUGUGAUGUGAUGGUCCAAGGUUCCCGGGGAGGGAUCCAUUCCUAGUAGGUAUAAGAUCAAUGACGACCCUGGGUUAUUCUUCAUCGAAGCUGUUUUUGUAUUUCUCUCUUUUUCCACUUUUCUUCUGAAAUUGUCAAGUGCUGAGCCAACUCCUUGCAUACUAUAUAUCCGCAUUCUUCCACAGCUCAUCUUUUCCCCCAAAACCAACAACCAAACAAAACCGUACAAAAUGGCCGCUCCCGCGAACAAGACCAUCGGAGACCUCUCCGGCAAGUGGGUUAUGAACAAGUCCCUCUCCUCCGACGUCGACCCCGGCCUCAAGCUCCAAAACAUGAGCUACCUCACCCGCAAACUCAUCACCUCCGUCACCCUCACCCUCGACAUCAAGCAAUUCUCCGCUCCGCCCUCUCCUCCCGCCGACGCCGACUCCUCCGCCCCCGCCGUCAUCCACAUUGAGAUCGACCAGACCGGCACCGGCGGCAUGAAGGGCACUUCGGAAAAGCGGUGCCUCGACAACGUCUUCCGCGACCACAAGGACUGGCUGUUUGGGCACGUCAAGGGGCAGACGCGCUGGGUGACAAGUUCUGAAGAAGUCGAGGACGCCUUUUUGAAGAGCGGCUGGCUCGAGGGCGAGGAGGAGAAGACGGGUCCCAAUGGCGAGACGCACGUCUUGUCGUAUGUGGAGAGCUAUACGGAUGGGUGGACGGCGACGCAGGUGUGGGGGUUCAAGACGAUCGAGGGCGAGCGGAGGCAUGUGCGGAAUGUGGUGAUUGCCAAGGGAAGCGAGAGGGUGGAGUUGCAGUUGGUGUAUGAUUACCUUUCUUGAGUACUCCGAGGGAGGGUAACAGUGGUCAUUGAGGUUGUGUAUUGAUACCUAACUAGACGAUUUGGGAAAAUUUCACGGGUUUGUGAGCAAUGUCUAAUGCGUCUUGGGCUUUGAGCGUGGAGUGGUGACUGUUUUGGGGGGAUGGAUGGUGAAGCUCAUGGUGGUAAUCGGCAUGGAGGAGAAAUCCGGGGAGCUUGGCGGAGUGGAACUUCUUCAUGAAUCUGGUUCGAAAAAAGCAGGUCUCUUUCGGCUCAGCAUCAAUGCCAAGAUAUCAUGACAUGAAAGUGAAGAAAUAAACUCUGGGCCGCGGUCUUUCGGCACAUGUUAUUGUUGUGACCUGACUUAUGUUUUUGUGUUCAUAUGGGGCGUUGAAACAGGCCCCGUCUUGUGUCGAGACGGUCAGAUUGUUUACCUAGCGGAGCUUUGAUGAUUACUCGUAUACUUCGAGUUGGCUUCUCCGUUAGCGUGUACCCGCCAAAUACUCUCUUCUUCAGUGUGAAGCUCUGAGUGCAUUCUCAGGCCCGACUGUAUCUCUCCCCUGUCAGCUUAUGCGGUCAUACCCAUUGCUGGUUCCAUGUUGAAUGCUCCUGUGCCCGUACCUUCCCUGUAGCGAUAUGAUAAACCAUCCAUCCAAGCCUGAACGCCAAUAACAAACCAAAUAGAGUCUUUCCUCUAGGUUAUCAGGGAACUAACGAUUCUUUAAAAGAGCCGCAACUGCACACCUCCCCCCACUGUCCGGGGCUUUCGAGGCUGUGUCUGAGCCGCUGUGGUAUUCCGCGAUCCGCGACUCUCCGGCAUCCGUCUUGUCUUCAUUUCCGUCUUUAACACCCAUCCUCCCUCUGCAACAUGCCCUUACGCAGGCCUCCUCUUGACAAACUCCUCCAGAUCCGCCACCGUCGCCACACCCAGGACGAACCGCCUAUUCUCAUCCGUGAUGACGGCAAAGUCCUGCUUCUGGCCUGCCGUGGCAACGCCGGCGAAGAAGGCCUCGAGUUCCUCCAAAGGUGUCUCCAUGGUGAUGACCUGGUACUUGGCGGCGUCCUUGCGACGGAAGCGCAUCAUGGCGGUGCGCACCUCAUCUUCGGGCUUGACCUCGCCGCGCUCGAGGCGG
Neurospora crassa OR74A is the source of this 2064-nucleotide messenger RNA. RefSeq lists its product as hypothetical. The record is from RefSeq and is a predicted model, not a curated record. NCBI's taxonomy places the organism in Eukaryota, Fungi, Ascomycota, Sordariomycetes, Sordariales, Sordariaceae. The transcript has 4 exons. Bases 357 to 953 code for a protein of 198 amino acids.